CUCUCAUUUCAAAUCUACUUCAACUCAUUAUUUCCUUUCUUCGAGUUUUCUCUGUUUGCUUCCGUCACAACUCAAAAACCGUACACAAAAUGGGCAAGGAUCUGAGCGACGAGCAAGUCUCAUCAAUGAAGGAGGCUUUCACUCUCUUCGACACCGACGGUGACGGCAAGAUCGCUCCAUCGGAGCUAGGGAUCCUAAUGAGGUCUCUCGGCGGUAACCCCACCCAAGCCCAACUCAAAGCUAUUAUCGCUGAAGAGAAGCUCACGGCGCCCUUUGACUUCCCUCGCUUUUUAGAUCUCAUGUCCAAGCAUAUGAAACCUGAGCCCUUCGAUAGGCAGCUACGCGAUGCUUUCAAGGUUCUGGAUAAGGACAAUACUGGCUUUGUCUCCGUUGCAGAUCUGAGACAUAUACUGACUAGCAUCGGAGAGAAGCUGGAGCCCUCGGAGUUCGAUGAGUGGAUCAGGGAAGUGGAUGUCGGGCCAGAUGGGAAGAUCCGUUACGAGGAAUUCAUUGCCAGGAUGGUUGCUAAGUGAGAAAGCUUAUUAACGUUUGUUUUCCUUGCUUGUUUUUUUCUUUUUGGGGGAACUAGGCUUUGAUCCGGCGGAGGAUAUUGUGUUUUCAAUUUUUUGUUUCUUUUUGGUUUGUUUCUAUGGAACCUUUGGAACUAAUGGUAACACUCUUUCUUAGAGAAUUUGAUUGGUGUGUGGUACUUAUGUAUUCUCAUAUUAAUAUUCUUGUGUUUGGUUUAAUUUUGUAUUAUAAAUUUCUAUAUCUUCCUCCA
Gossypium raimondii (Peruvian cotton) is the source of this 781-nucleotide messenger RNA. RefSeq names its product probable calcium-binding protein CML13. The transcript has a single exon. The record is from RefSeq and is a predicted model, not a curated record. Gene Ontology annotation, cellular component: myosin II complex. Bases 90 to 533 code for a protein of 147 amino acids. Lineage: Eukaryota; Viridiplantae; Streptophyta; Magnoliopsida; Malvales; Malvaceae. Gene Ontology annotation, molecular function: calcium ion binding.